GGAAGAGGAGGAGGUGGAGGGCGAGCGCUUUAGGGCCGGACGGGAGCGAGAGAGCGACCUUCUUGAGGAUUCGAUCAUCGGCUUCGGGACUCGGACUCGGAAUUGCGUCUGGUCGCGGGGUGGUGCGAAGGAAAGGCGUUCGGUGGGAAUUGGGGUGCACUGAGGCUCGAAGGUAGGGCGGCAUGAAUAAGUUCAAUCUCCCACGGCGAAACAUCGCCCGGGAGCGACGGCUCAAGCGCACUGAGCGACGUAAAUUGGCUUCCGCAGGCUCGUCGUCUGCCACUAGGCCCACCGCCAGCAAGGUCAUCUCUGGCAAGAAGCAGCGCAAGCUUGUCAAGAAAUGGCGUCAGGCCCAGCGCAACGCCCUGGAAAGUGGGCUCGUGACCAUGCAAGAUAUUGAGAUGAUGGUGGCCGAAGGAGAAGCUGGAGGAAGCGAGGAGGCUCCUAAGGUAAAAUCUCCAAAGAACAAACGUGUGUUUAACGUGAAGAGGAGGGCGAAGAUGAGGUUGAAAUUGGCCGGUUCCUCAAACAAAGGCAAGACAACAACCGAAGCCACUUCUGCGGAUCACGAUGGUGACACCAUGAUGCAAUGAAGAGGGAGGCCUAGUCGAUAGUGUUGCGGGUGGUAAACGUCAGACGCUGGUACUGUAAAGGAUUUUCUUCGCAUAUUCUGCAGGCUGGAACAGUGUCAUCAGCACCAGAAGCGUAGCAGAGCACGACUGAAAUGAUUCAUUCUUUAUCCUUGAACCUACGUCUCAAGAUUCAGAGAAGAGGUGCACAGGACUUUGGAAGAGCACAUUGAGUGGGUUCUUUCACUCUUUGCAGCGGUGUUUAUGACUAUCAUCAGUGAGCCAUGGCUGAUGCUCAUCAGUGAGCUGAGGGUUGGUAAUAACGACCUGUGCUGAACCCGUGAAACUUGUACAUUUAGUAACGGCGGGGCACUGAAGUUACCAGGCCUUGGAGGUCUAUUCUGAUCAAACAUCAGGAACACUCACAUUGUUGUCUGUGGGCGUUACUUGGGGUUCCUAGCACCAUUUUUCUUGUUGUAAGGUAGACUUGCGUACGUGGUUCAGUUGGUAGUUGCAUGGUUGGAAGACAAUCUUUGUGACCGACGUGACUCUGCGCAGAAGAAAAUACAGGAAUUUUUUUGAACU
This is a messenger RNA of Marchantia polymorpha subsp. ruderalis, 1154 nucleotides long. The record is from the annotation of a GenBank genome assembly. Lineage: Eukaryota; Viridiplantae; Streptophyta; Marchantiopsida; Marchantiales; Marchantiaceae.